AGAUAUUGAAAUUGAUAAUUUUCAAAAUGAUAAUCAAAAUGAUAAUGCAAUUAAAUGGAUUAAAGAUGCUUUAGAUAAUGAAAAGGUUAAAUUUAUACCUUUUGAUCAAUUGGAAAAACCUAAACCCCUUAAUACUGGAGGUUUUGGUUGUAUUUUGAAAGCAAAUUGGAUUAAAACAGGAAAUUGUAUUGUUUAUAAAAAACUAACUAAUAUAGCAUCUAUUAAAGGUAGUAUACUAGAUGAUUUUAUACAUGAAUUAAAAAUAAAUUUACAAGUUGAUUAUUGUGAUCGAAUUGUUCGUUGUUUGGGUAUUAGUCAAGUAGACAUAUCAGAUGCGGAUAAAAUUAGUGAACAAACAGCACUUUCUCUUGCUAUUGUUCAAGGAACUCGUGAAGUCACUAUAGAUAAUACUCCUAAAGAUUAUGAAGAACUUUACCAACAUUGCUGGGAUUCAGAACCUGAAAAAAGACCGACUAUUAAAAUUAUAUUAGAAAAAAUUAAAAAAAAUGAGUAUUGA
Funneliformis mosseae is the source of this 517-nucleotide messenger RNA. NCBI's taxonomy places the organism in Eukaryota, Fungi, Glomeromycota, Glomeromycetes, Glomerales, Glomeraceae. The record is from the annotation of a GenBank genome assembly.